CGAGGCGCUUCGCCGGCGGCCCGUUUCCGGCGGGCGAGCGGCGGAGGCCGCCUGUCUUCCGUGUCCGUUUUGCCUGGCGUCCCCGUGUCUUCUCACCGCGUGGCCGCAUCCCCGCCCGAGGGCUGCUUUCCCCGCCCUUCCUGUCGAGUUGCCCCGACCCGACGGGGGCUGCGAAGGGCCACGUGGCGCCAGCGAGACGGCCCCAGCCGGCCUCGGGGUUUCCCGCGCGCGCAGCCUGGCAGCCCGGCGCUCGUCGCUGCUCCGGGCCGGCCCGGGGGCCCCCGACUCCCCGCUGGGCGAGCGUGACCUCCGAGGGCAUGCGGCCCGGGCCCAGCGCUUUCGGUUCUCGGAGGAGCCGGGCCUGGGGGCAGAGGGGGCCGUGCUGGAGGUCCGCGUCCCGCAGGUCCUCCAUCUCCAAUAUGGGAUGUAUGUUUGGCCCUGUGCGGUGGUCCUGGCUCAGUACCUGUGGUUUCACAGAAGAUCUCUGCCGGGCAAGGCUGUCUUAGAGAUUGGAGCUGGAGUGAGCCUUCCAGGAAUUAUGGCUGCAAAAUGUGGUGCUGAAGUAAUCCUGUCAGACAGUUCAGAGCUGCCUUACUGUCUAGAGAUCUGCCGGCAAAGCUGUGAAAUGAAUAACCUGCCACAGGUGCGUGUCAUUGGACUGACAUGGGGCCAUGUGUCUCAGGAUCUUCUGGCUCUACCACCACAAGAUAUUAUUCUUGCAUCCGAUGUGUUCUUUGAACCAGAAGAUUUUGAAGACAUCUUAACUACAGUCUACUUUCUGAUGCAGAAGAACCCCAAAGUCCAACUGUGGUCUACUUACCAGGUGAGAAGUGCUGACUGGUCACUUGAAGCUUUGCUCUACAAGUGGGAUAUGAAAUGUGUCCACAUUCCUCUGGAGUCUUUUGAUGCAGACAAGGAAGAUAUAGCAGAAUCUGCCCUUCCAGGAAGACAUACGGUUGAAAUGCUGGUCAUCUCCUUUGCAAAGGACAGUCUCUGAAUUACCACCUACAUACAGGCUGUUCUGGGAUGACGUCAAUACUAAUUAGCAACCUGGCAUGCCAACUAGACUCAGACCACUUUAACUUCUUGGGCGUACAAAAAAAAAAAACAACAUUGGAUUUGAAGAUGGUCCA
Nyctereutes procyonoides (raccoon dog) is the source of this 1133-nucleotide messenger RNA. RefSeq names its product methyltransferase like 23 (gene METTL23). The record is from RefSeq and is a predicted model, not a curated record. Bases 425 to 997 code for a protein of 190 amino acids. The transcript is spliced from 5 exons. Lineage: Eukaryota; Metazoa; Chordata; Mammalia; Carnivora; Canidae. Gene Ontology annotation, cellular component: cytoplasm; nucleus.